UUUUCUCUCUCUUCCCUCUUUCCAGCAUCCUGCUGUGUGCACUCCUCCUGGUCUCCCUCCUGCCUGUGGGGACUGUAGCCCUAUGGAUGCCCCCAUACAGAUUUUCCGUGAGGAGCCAGACUCCACCUGCUCCCCAGGGCCCUGCCGACCCCCCAGCACCAGCAGCAGCUGGGCAGACUAUGACACCAAUGCCACUGGGGGCUUUGGGGACGGCCAGCACAACCACACCAGCAUCUCCCCAGCCAUUCCCAUCAUCAUCACCGCUGUCUACUCGGUAGUCUUCGUUGUGGGCUUGGUGGGAAACUCCCUGGUCAUGUUUGUCAUCAUAAGGUACACAAAGAUGAAGACAGCGACCAACAUCUACAUCUUCAACCUGGCAAUGGCAGAUGCACUUGUUACCACAACCAUGCCUUUCCAAAGCACUGAGUACCUGAUGAACUCCUGGCCCUUUGGUGAUGUGCUGUGUAAAAUAGUGAUUUCUAUUGACUAUUACAACAUGUUUACCAGCAUUUUCACACUCACCAUGAUGAGUGUUGAUCGAUACAUUGCUGUGUGUCACCCUGUGAAGGCUCUGGACUUUCGUACACCUCUCAAAGCAAAGAUAAUCAACAUCUGUAUCUGGCUGCUGUCCUCAUCUGUUGGUAUAUCAGCAAUAGUUCUUGGAGGCACCAAAGUCAGGGAAGAUACUGCUAGCACUGAAUGCUCCUUGCAGUUUCCAGACAGAGAUUAUGUGUGGUGGGACAUCUUCAUGAAAAUCUGUGUCUUUGUCUUUGCGUUUGUUAUUCCAGUUCUCAUUAUAAUUGUUUGCUAUACUCUGAUGAUUCUGCGCCUGAAAAGCGUGAGGCUCCUCUCCGGGUCUCGAGAGAAAGAUCGAAACCUGCGCCGCAUCACCAGGCUGGUGCUUGUGGUUGUGGCAGUCUUUAUCAUCUGCUGGACUCCAAUUCACAUUUUUGUGCUGGUUGAGGCCUUAGGGGAUGUCUCCCACAGCACUGCUGCCAUAUCCAGCUAUUACUUCUGCAUUGCUUUGGGUUACACCAACAGCAGCCUCAACCCAAUCCUUUAUGCCUUUUUGGAUGAAAACUUCAAGAGAUGCUUCAAGGACUUCUGCUUCCCCUUCAAGAUGAGGAUGGACAGGCAGAGCACCAGCAGAGUCAGAAACACUGUGCAAGACCCAGCUUACAUGAGGGAAGCAGGUGGGGCAAACAAACCUGUAUGA
Messenger RNA from Serinus canaria (Common canary), 1216 nucleotides. It is a transcript of the gene OPRK1, whose product is annotated as opioid receptor kappa 1. NCBI's taxonomy places the organism in Eukaryota, Metazoa, Chordata, Aves, Passeriformes, Fringillidae. The coding region runs from base 83 to 1216 and encodes 377 amino acids. The transcript is spliced from 3 exons. Gene Ontology annotation, cellular component: membrane; neuron projection. Gene Ontology annotation, biological process: sensory perception of pain; neuropeptide signaling pathway; G protein-coupled opioid receptor signaling pathway. Gene Ontology annotation, molecular function: neuropeptide binding; dynorphin receptor activity. The record is from RefSeq and is a predicted model, not a curated record.